AUUGACAUAAACAGUUGUUUAUCGUAUGUUAUGCCUUAGUCUGGAAAAAAGCAACUAAAGCGUCAAAUGUCAAAGUCAUUCUUUGUUUUUAUUUGAUCGAUAGGUGUAUAUUUAUUUUACGCGUGAGUUCGAUAACCUAAUCAUGACUUCAGAUGGAAAUCCCAUACCUCCACCCGUGCUAUGGGCGCAGAGAAACUCGUGUGUUUUAUUAACAAUUAACGUCGAAUGCGAAAAACCAGUCAUUAAAUUCGAUAAGAAAACUAUCUCGUUUAAAGGCCUGUGUCAGCCUAGCAACAAGUUACAUGAAAUUGAAAUCAAUUUGUAUGCAGAGAUAGAUCCUGAAAAAAGCACUUACGUUAGCAAAGGAAGACUUAUAGAUGUGUACUUGGCUAAAGAGAAAAAUGAUCAACCAUUCUGGCCUUCACUAACUAGUGAUAAGAAAAAGCAUCAUUGGCUUAAAGUUGAUUUUAACCGCUGGCAGGAUGAAGAUGACAGCAAUGAUGACAUUGAUGAUAUGAACGACAUGUUUUCAAAUAAACUAGGGGAUUUCGGUGAUGAAAAUGAAACAGAUGAUACUAGUUCUGCUGAAGACGAGGAUCUCCCUGAUGUCAAGUAAUUUGGACAAUUUUUAAAAAGCCAAAUAAGAAAGUAUUGUAAGCAAUGUAAUUUUAUUUACAGAAUUACGUAUAUGUAUAUUGUGUUUUUAAGAAUAAUGUUAUAAAUAAUGAAUUAUGUUAUAAUAAUUUUCAAGCAUAUUAAUCAGACACAUUGCUUAAUCUUUCAACCUGUGUCAUUCAACAAAACUUAUUAACAAAUGAAAUAGUUUAAAGCAAGAAAUGAUGACAAUAGAUUUUUCAAACAUUAAUUAUUUUUAAUGUUUAAAAAGACCUGUUGGCAUUUUAGCAAAGAAGAAAACAUUCUUUAACAUUGUCAUCUAGUUGGUCAUACAGAAGACAUUAUUUGGUUUGUACAGCUCAAUGUGUCCAGUUUUUUUUUAAGAUUGUGGGCUCUGUCUAUCCCAUAAGGGAUAAAGAUGUGCCACCUCUGCCCUAUAAACUAGACAAUCAGAUAUUUUUACAAUUUCUGUAUCCUAAUAAUAAUGUUUUAUUUUAUCUAUCUAUGCAAUGGUUUAGUAUGUGGCAUUCCUUUAGUAUGUACCACCACAAUGAAAAAUUUAUCAUUACUAUAGUUAUAUAUAGAUAUUGACUUGUAGUUUUAAUAUGUAUGUGAACUUUAAUUCAGUUUGUGUUUAUUUUUUACUAAUUGGUAAUUGAAUAUUUUCACUGGCUAGUUUUCUUUUGAUCCAAUCACACUUAGGCGAUGUCUAAUAUACCCAUAUUGGAAUAUAGUAAGGUAGGUUUUAUAUUAUAUACUUACCCAGUUAUACCAUGUCCAUUCAUUUAUUUAUUUUUUUGUCAUCUACUAUGUUCUACGUAACUCAGUGGCAAUAAAUUUUUAAAUACAUACAUACAUACAUACAAUCACGCCUCUUUCCCGGAGGGGUAGGCAGAGACUACCUCUUUCCACUUGCCACGAUCUCUGCAUACUUCUUUCGCUUCGUCCACAUUCAUAACUCUCUUCAUACAAGCUCGGCGGUUUCGGGUACUUUUGACCUGACCCUUUACCAGGACGUCCUUAAUUUGAUCAAGAUACGUUCGUCUAGGUCUUCCCACUCCGACCUUUCCCUCCACACUCUCCUUGUAUAUCUGCUUAGUCAACCUGCUUUCAUUCAUCCUCUCCACAUGACCGAACCAUCUUAACAUACCCUUUUCUAUUCCUGUAACUACAUCUUCUUUCACAUCACAACAUUCCCUUAUCACGCUGUUCCUUAUCCUGUCACUCAAUUUCACACCCAUCAUACUCCUUAACGCUCUCAUUUCCACUGCAUUUAUUCUGCUUUCAUGCUUCUUUUGCCAUACCCAACUUUCACUCCCAUACAUUAAUGUCGGGACCAACACGCCCCUGUGCACAGCCAGUCGAGCCUUUUUGGAUAGUUUCUGACUGCUCAUAAAGGCAUGCAAAGCUCCAUUCACCAUGUUCCCCGCGUUCACUCUCCUUUCAAUAUCACUAUCAUACUUGCCAUCUGAUGUAAACUUUGAUCCUAGAUAUACAAACUCUUUCACUUGCUCCACUUUUUCUCCUCCAAUCAAAAUAUUACAUGCUGUCAUUUCUUUCUCCAUUUCAAAAACCAGUGUUUUAGUUUUACUUACGUUCACUUUCAUUCCUUUCUCCUUUCUUUUAAAUACAUUGUUGAAAAAUAUUCAGAUUUUAUAAUCACAGUUAUCUCCUAACAUUGUUACUUAUUAAAUGCUUUUAAAUGUCUCCAA
Amyelois transitella is the source of this 2327-nucleotide messenger RNA. RefSeq lists its product as uncharacterized. Gene Ontology annotation, cellular component: nucleus; cytosol. The record is from RefSeq and is a predicted model, not a curated record. Gene Ontology annotation, biological process: chaperone-mediated protein complex assembly; protein folding. NCBI's taxonomy places the organism in Eukaryota, Metazoa, Arthropoda, Insecta, Lepidoptera, Pyralidae. The transcript has 2 exons. Gene Ontology annotation, molecular function: protein-folding chaperone binding; Hsp90 protein binding. The coding region runs from base 143 to 616 and encodes 157 amino acids.